AUGCACGGCCUCCUCUUUUGCACUCUGCUCAUUACUGGACUAGCACAGCUCUGCUGCAGGACGCAGGGCACUGGGUCACCAGACACGACCCCCGGAGGAGGAGGGGCUGGAGAAGCAUCACAAGUGCGUCACCGUAAACAAGUCUGUCACUGGCCCUGCAAAUGUCCUGCUCAGAAGCCCAGUUGUCCUCCUGGGGUGAGCUUGGUGAGGGAUGGCUGCGGAUGCUGCAAAAUCUGCGCCAAGCAACGAGGAGCCAUGUGUAACGAAGCCGACCUCUGUGACCCCCACAAAGCGUUGUACUGUGACUACUCAGCCGACACACCUAGGUACGAGACGGGAGUGUGUGCACAUCUUGUGGCUGUUGGAUGUGAGUUCAACAGGGUCCAUUAUCAGAAUGGUCAAGUAUUUCAGCCGCAUCCACUGUUCAGUUGCCUCUGUGUGGGUGGUGCUAUUGGAUGCACACCCCUCUUCAUACCCAGGCUGGCUGGCAGCAACUGUUCUGCAGCUGAAGAUGUAAGGAGAUCUGGUACAACCAACUGUAGCCCGGGACCACUGCAACAGGGGCGUGCGGCAGGCUACAGAGCAGUACCAGCUUACAGGAACCUUCAGCUUACUUGGAAAAAAAAAUGCCUUGUGCAAGCAACCAAGUGGACUCCCUGCUCCAGAACAUGUGGAAUGGGGAUUUCUAACAGGGUGACCAAUGAAAACAGCAACUGUGAAAUGAGAAGAGAGAAGAGGCUAUGCUAUAUUCAACCCUGCAACAGUAAUAUAUCAAAGGCUGUGAAGAUCCCCAGAGGAAAAACCUGUCAACCCACUUUCCAGCUCUCCAAAGCUGAAAAGUUUGUCUUUUCUGGAUGCUCAAGUACGCAGAGUUACAGACCCAUUUUCUGUGGACUGUGCCUGGACAAGAGAUGCUGUGUCCCCAACAAGUCUAAAAUGAUUACGGUCCAGUUUGACUGCCCCAGUGAAGGGUCAUUUCAGUGGCGGAUGCUCUGGGUCACAUCCUGUGUGUGUCAGAGAGACUGCAGAGAACCAGGAGAUAUAUUUUCUGAGCUCAGGAUUCUAUAG
Peromyscus californicus insignis is the source of this 1068-nucleotide messenger RNA. RefSeq names its product cellular communication network factor 6 (gene Ccn6). Gene Ontology annotation, molecular function: integrin binding; heparin binding. The record is from RefSeq and is a predicted model, not a curated record. Bases 1 to 1068 code for a protein of 355 amino acids. Gene Ontology annotation, biological process: cell adhesion; signal transduction. Gene Ontology annotation, cellular component: extracellular region; extracellular matrix. The transcript is spliced from 5 exons. Lineage: Eukaryota; Metazoa; Chordata; Mammalia; Rodentia; Cricetidae.